UGAAUUUAACAAUUAUAUUUAUAUCUAGACAGUAGUUCUAAUAGAUAUUCAGUUUAAGUGUUUAACUUAGACAGAUCACGAUGUCUUCUAUUAAAUACGAAACAUACCAAGAUGAUACUAUCAGUCAAUCGAAACUGGUUACCAAUCCUGUUACUGAGAAGUUCCAAAGAGUACGUGACUGGUUUAAGACAAGAUCAAUUCUAGAGAUAUGUUUAAUGGUGUUGGCAUUGAUAUUUAUUAUUAUCAUCAUCGCUCUAGCUAUUGCUUAUAAUGUUAAAGGCCCACGAGAACAACAAAAUAAACAACGUACCGGUGCAUGUCUUACACCAGGGUGUGUGCGAGUCGCCGCCCGUAUAUCCGAUUCUGUGGAUACAACCAUCAGCCCCUGUGAAGAUUUUUAUAACUAUGCAUGUGGUGGAUGGAUGAAGAAGACUAUCAUACCAAAAGGCUAUUCGGGUUAUAGCAUACUUCAUGAAAUAUAUGAAGAUGUGGACAAAAUACUGAAAGAGUCGUUGGAGAAGCCAUCGGUAUCGACAGAUCCUGAAGCCAUUAAAAAGGCAAAGAGAUUUUAUAAAUCUUGUAUGGAUGAGGACAAAAUUGAAGCACUUGGAAACAGGCCACUGAUAAAAUUUAUAAAUGAUAUUGGUGAAUGGCCAUUGAUUGCGUCAAACUGGUCCGAAACAGGCUACGAUUUGGAAAAUUUGUUGAUACAGAUAUCCAAAAACUAUGAUUAUCCCAUUAUUAGACUACGAGUUACACCUGAUGAGAAAGAACCACAAAAAAAUAUCAUCCAAUUGCGAGAACCAAUAUACGGACUACCAUUUGGUCACACUGGCCUUAAUGAUUCUACAGUUAAAAUGUUACAAGAUAUGGUGGUUAAAGUAGCUGUUAUGCUUGGAGCUAACGAAACAACGGCCAAAAAAGAUGCCUUGGAUAUGGUGGAAUUGGCAAUAAAACUGGAAAAUAUCAGCGUUCCAGAAAAAACAGAUCCUUUACCCGCUGGUGGUGGCUUUAAUGAAAAUCAAACUGAGGUAGACGUUCCAUCGGGACCGACAACAGCACCAACGGUCCCCGAAAAGAAAAUAACGCUAGACGUGUUUAGUCAGAAAUACCCAGAUGCAAACUUCAACUGGUUAUCCUACGUACAGGGUAUAAUGAAUAACGUUCGAGUCAGUAUAACAAAGGAUGAAUAUGUUAUUAAUAACACACCUCACUAUUUCGAGAGGUUAUUCGCAAUAUUGAAUGCUACACCCAAAAGGACAAUUACAAAUUAUGCUAUCUGGAGGAGCAUAGAGGUCAGAUUGUAUAACACUCCCAAAAAGUUCAGAACUAUUUACGAUAAAUACCUUGAUGCCAUAUAUGGAGAAUAUCCGACACCACUUAGAUAUAAGUAUUGUGCGCCACGCACAGCCCUUACGAUGAGGAAGGCUGUUAGUCGUGGAUUUAUUGAAGAAGCUUUCGACAAAGAAGCCAAAGCUGAUGUGUUACAAAUGAUUAAAACCAUACAGUCGUCAUUUAAUGGGUUGUUGACUACCAAUGACUGGAUGGAUGAUGAUUCAAGAAAGGGUGCUAAAAAUAAGUCUGAUAGUCUCACAAUGAAAAUAGGUUAUGACGAGAGACUCCUAGACGAUACAUAUCUUAACGCUCUCUACCAAAAUUCUGACUAUAACGAUGAUACAUAUUUCUGGAAUAUGGUUAUAUAUACAAAAGAACUACAUUUAACUGCUUUGCGAAAAUUACGUAUUCAAAAUGUUGUAUCAAAAGACGAUUGGUAUUAUGAUCCAUUUAUAGUUAAUACUUACUACUCGGCACCAAAGAACGAAAUUGAGUUUUCAGCGGGAAUUAUUCAACCCCCUUAUUAUCAUAAAGACUUUCCAGCUUUUAUUAACUUUGCUGGAAUUGGUGAUGCUAUUGGACAUGAAUUAACACAUUCAGGAUUGGAUGAUAGAGGAGAAAUAAAGCAUGCAAAUGGAAAAUCAACGACGUGGUGGUCAGAUGAGGUCAUUGAUAAUUUUAAAAAGAAUGCUCUAUGUCUCACUAAUCAGUACAAUACUUAUACUGUUCCCGAAACGAAAAUAAAGGUCAACGGUAAAAGAUCCUUGACGGAAAAUAUAGCUGAUAAUGGUGGAUUGAAACUCAGUUUCCAGGCUUAUCGUGAUUGGGUUCAACAAAGAGGAGCAGAAGAACCAAUGUUACCUGGUCUGGAUUUGACACCAAAUCAAAUUUUCUUUAUAAAUUAUGCUCAGUCAACCUGUGAGAAAUACACCAAAGCGGGGCAUAUCGCUAAUAAUAUGUAUGGUUUCCACAGUCCAGCACGUUAUAGAGUUAUUGGUACCUUGCAAAAUUCACCCGAGUUUGCUAAAACGUUUGGUUGUGGAGUAGGCAGCUAUAUGAAUCCAGUUAAAAAGUGCAAACUUUGGUAGUUGGAAUAUAGAAGAAUAUCUUCUUUCUCCCAAGAUAGCUACUGUCUUAGUGAUCCUCGUUUCCGUUAGCAAUUACGAUCAUGAUAUUGUGUCAUUGUGUCCUAAUAUUUACAUUUAGCUCUUGCAUAAUGUAUGUUUAAUUUCAUGUAGUAUUACUAGUUGGAUUUACUAUAUUCUGCUGCUAAUGUUAUAAUUGUUUUAUCAUGGAAUUAUUUAUCAUAUAAAUUCCCAUUGAGAACAGCAUACAUUAUAUAAUUUGUCAUUCCCCGCUUGUACGUGACAAGGAGUAGGGUCGCCUUCCAACCUAAUUGGUAGUCUCCGGGUCCUCCGGUUUCCCUCCAUUGCUAAAGACCCCAACGCGCAAGCGAAUUAAUGAAAUAAAAUUGGACCAUAUAGUCUCUCUGCGCUUUGCUACUAAACAAACUUUAUAAUGUUCAGUAAGUUUUUUUCAUAGGUUUGACAUAUACAAGUAUGAUGUUUCAAAAUAAUACUUACCUCAAACAGUUUGUAGUAUCGUGUGAAAUUAUCAACUAUUCUCAAAACUACUAAAUACUCAUUUCAAUUUGAAAUCAUAUCACUGUUAUUAUGUUAUAGAUCAUAUUGACCUUUAUAUUUUUAGAAUAAAAUAUUUUGUAUCCUA
Patella vulgata (common limpet) is the source of this 3063-nucleotide messenger RNA. Its product is annotated as neprilysin-4. Lineage: Eukaryota; Metazoa; Mollusca; Gastropoda; Patellidae. Gene Ontology annotation, molecular function: metalloendopeptidase activity. Bases 81 to 2423 code for a protein of 780 amino acids. Gene Ontology annotation, biological process: protein processing. Gene Ontology annotation, cellular component: plasma membrane. The transcript is spliced from 23 exons. The record is from RefSeq and is a predicted model, not a curated record.